UAUGCAAUCUCUCUUUGUUAAAUGUUAGAAAUGUCAAUAAAGACCUGCUACAAUCAAAUGUAAUUAAUGUAGAUAUGGGUAAACUUUUCGAUUAUGUUACUCAUGUGAUUCCCAAAUUCACAAUCGAUCUGGUCCAAUAGAUUAGUAACAUAAAACAGAAAUUAUACCUUAUUAGGGUAUAAUACCUUAAUUCACAAUUUAGAAAUGUACUAGAAAAACUAAAGUAUUGUUCCUGUUCCUCAAAAAAUCGAUUAGAAGAAUUCUUUCAAAAAAAAUGAAAUGAAACCCACAGGUUAGGUGCCAACCAAAGAUUAUUUGAGCAAUGAUUCCAAAAAAUAAGAUUACUCUAAGACAUUAGAUGUCAAUAGAGUAAAUAAUAAACAUGACUAUUUGGAGAAAAAGAUCGAUAGUAAUGAUAAAAGAGUUGAUUAGUAAUAUUUAUCAGGUGAUAAAAGGCCCUAUUAAUCUAACUAGAAAUUCAAUCUAGAUUAAGACAGAGGUUCUUAAUCAAUAAUUAAUUAAUUAAAGGAAGAGUAAUAAUAAGCAGAAAGAUUGAGAGUUGAAUUAUCUUAAUCAAGAGAUAAAGAGAAGGAAUUCUAAAGAAAAUUGUAUAAUAUUAAUAGUAAUUUUUAGAUAAAAGGUUGAGAAGGAUUAUGAAUAAAAAUCAUAAGAAGAUAGAGAAAAAAUUUAAUAAUUAACAGAAGAAAAUAGAAAUUUGAACAAUAAACUUAGUUAAGCAAAUAAGCAUUUAUAAGAUGAAGUUAAUAAAGUUAAAAAAUAAUAAUAAGAUUAAAUAAAAAAGUUAGAAUAAGCAUUAAAAGAGAAAACAGAGGAAUUAGAAAAUAUUGCUUAAGAAUAUAAUUUAGUAUUUAAUCCUUUCAGCUCAUUAGGAAGAAAUUUAAUCCAUGAUAGAAUAACUCUAAUAGGAAUCAUCUAUGAAAGAUCAAAUUAUAGAAUAAUUGCAACAAUAAUUAUAAGAUAAUUAAGAAACUGUUGGUGAAUUAUAAGAAAAAUUAGCAAGCAGUACAAAACAGAAACAAUAAUCAUCAAAUAAGAAAUCAGCAAAGAGUUAAGAUAAUGAAAAAGAUGAAGUUAUAUAAGAAUUAGGAUAAUAAUUAGAAGCUAAAGAUGAAGAAAUUCAUAAAUUGGAAGGUAAGUAUUUGAUUUAAAGAUAUAGAUUUAAUUGAAAAUUUCAAAUAACUUUAUCAACAUAUGAGUGAUGAAAAACAAUAAUUAUAAGAAGAAGUUGAAAAAUUAGCAAAUGAAAAUAACUAAUUUAGAGAAAUAUUUAGUGUAUACUAUUAUUAUUAUUAUAAAUAGCAAAAUCUACAUCUUUUUGGUAUUGAUCCUGAACAAUUAAAUGAAGAAGGAGAGGAAGGAGAAAAUGAAUAUCCUGAAGAAAUUGCUGAAGAGAAUGACGAGCAAAAUGAUUGA
This is a messenger RNA of Paramecium pentaurelia, 1434 nucleotides long. Lineage: Eukaryota; Ciliophora; Oligohymenophorea; Peniculida; Parameciidae. The record is from the annotation of a GenBank genome assembly.